Cinclus cinclus is the source of this 1145-nucleotide messenger RNA. It is a transcript of the gene CCDC12, whose product is annotated as coiled-coil domain containing 12. The transcript has 7 exons. Gene Ontology annotation, cellular component: U2-type spliceosomal complex; post-mRNA release spliceosomal complex. The record is from RefSeq and is a predicted model, not a curated record. The coding region runs from base 15 to 545 and encodes 176 amino acids. Lineage: Eukaryota; Metazoa; Chordata; Aves; Passeriformes; Cinclidae.
ACGCGGGGUACAAGAUGGCGGCGCCCGGCGGUGGCAUGGAAGGCCCGGAGGAGGCCGAGGGGUUGGUUUUGGGACGGCUGGAGGAGGAGGCGCUGAAGCGGCGGGAGCGGCUGAAGGCGCUGAGGCAGCGCACGCUGCAGAACAAGGAGAGUGGAGAACCUGCAUCCAAAAUUCCCAGAGAAGAUGAGGAAGAGGAGCCGGUCAAGCACAGGGAGAUCAAGCUGCGGAAUUACGAUCCCGAGGAUGAGGAGCUGAAGAAGAGGAAGCUGCCCCCGGCCAAACCAGCCUCAGUGGAGGACACGGUGAAGGAGCAGCUGGAAGCGGCCAAGCCGGAACCCAUCAUCGAUGAGGUGGAUUUGUCAAACUUGGCUCCCAGGAAACCUGACUGGGAUUUGAAGCGGGACGUGUCCAAGAAGCUGGAAAAGCUGGAGAAGAGGACCCAGAGAGCCAUCGCGGAGCUGAUCCGAGAGCGCUUGAAAGGGCAGGAGGAGGAGCUGGCGUCGGCUGUGGGAUCAGCAAAGCAGGAGGGAAGCGACUCCGACUGAGGAGAAUCCAUCGGGAUUCGGAUCCAUCCGGAUCUGCCUCACACCGACUCCACCUCCCUCAGGUCCCUCCCUGUUCAGGACUGCUCAUCCCUUUUUCCCAAACUUCCCCAAUCCUGCCGUGCCUGGAGGAGAGGCAGAUCCAAGGAGUCUGGCUGGCUGCUGCUGAACUUCCAUGGAACUUCUGGGAUCGUGGGCAGGUUGAUGGGAGCAGGACAGACCCCCCCCAAAUUAGCUGGAACUUCCUUGGAGCAAGGAAAAGUGGGAAAACUCCAGGCUGGGGCUGGAAAGGUCAAUCCAGACUUGCUGGGAAAAAAAAGCAGUCGGAUCUUUUCCCAGGGAUUGGUGCUCCUGUUCUGUGCAGAGACUCCUUGAGGUUGUGAGUAUUUGGGAAUAUCCACAGCCAGCCCCAGAAUUCCUGUGGGAAGGGGCUGUGUGGCUCGGGAAUUGUUGGCUGCUCUGCAUCAGGCUGAGUGUCACGUGGGAUUUGCUUUGCUCCCGGAAUUUCCCGACCCUCCAGGAGCGUGUCCUGCUCCUCCUCUUGGGGUUUUUUUAUUGUUAAUGGAUCUUUUCCUAAUAAAACAAUUCCAUGUGAGAAAAGUU